AUGGUUGAAACAAUGGAAAGUAACCUUGUGCUGCUAGUCUUACUUUCGGUGACACUGAUACUCGUCAUAUUUACGGGCCUUAUUGCGAUGUACUAUGGAAUCAAGUGCAUCAUAGCUCUUACUGGUAACACCAGCGAUCGGCGAGAGCAAGGCGCCAUGAUACCGCUCAGCAAUUUCCCCCCGUCAGGGCCUACACCUGAACAACGACCUUCCCAGAUUGGAGGCGAGCAUUCCGGAGAUACCCCCAAGGACACUAAGGGCGCGAGUAACGAGCCUCGCAGAUCCUCUGUCGGUGGUACCUUGUCGUUGCAUCAUCCAUUACCAGCUCCGCCAGCAGGUGCCAUUCGAAUCUCGGGCCUUGUCCGACAGGGAACUCCUGCAAUCCCGGUUAGGGUAUCUGAAGCAAGUGGAAGGGUAUCACCCGUCGAUUUCACCAGCACAAACCGGAUGGCUCGUUGGGUAUGA
Molecule: messenger RNA, 465 nt
Organism: Nannizzia gypsea CBS 118893
Lineage: Eukaryota; Fungi; Ascomycota; Eurotiomycetes; Onygenales; Arthrodermataceae
Exons: 3
Coding region: 1-465 (154 amino acids)
Source: RefSeq, a predicted model, not a curated record